Ostreobium quekettii is the source of this 4017-nucleotide messenger RNA. The record is from the annotation of a GenBank genome assembly. Lineage: Eukaryota; Viridiplantae; Chlorophyta; Ulvophyceae; Bryopsidales; Ostreobiaceae.
AUGGCGUCUCCGCAGGGCGGCGAGGCCGCGGCCGGCGAGGCGAGGGGUGCCCCCGCGGUGCCGGAUCUCGCCGAAGACCGGUCCGCAGAUGUCAAGCAGCAUGCCCUCGACGCAGGCCCAGGCGCCCCCGGCGACCAGGGCGACCUCCAGGGCGCCCCGGCGGGGCAGGAGGACUUCGUGUGCGACAGCCCGGCGGCCGUGGCCGGCCUGCUGAUGCUGCAGCACUCGAUCGAGCCUGAGAAAGUCGGCGGGCCUGUUGAGCGGAGCCACGGCGAUGGCGAGCAUUCGCCCUCCAUGGACGCAAAGCUGAGCGACGGCUCCCCUGAGGGCGGGCUUCAGAAGCCGCCUUCCAAGCGGGGGCCGUCCCGGCUGUACCAGGGCGUCGGACACAUGGCGGAGCCGGGGGCAUGCGGGCGAGAGAACGGGGAGGCGCAUGAGGCCAACGAGGGCGUCGUCGAGGAGCGCCUGUGCGGUGGCGACGGACGCGGUCAGGAGACGGACAGUCAGUGCUGCACGGCGGAGCACACGGGGAGAAAUAAUGAGGAUGGCGCGCAGAGCCAGGGGGAAAAGAGGGGUGACUACGAACGGAAUGUGUAUCCGGGGCACGACCGGAAGAUGGACGCCGUGCACGAGGCGGUGCAGGGGAGGGGUGCGGUGGGCACGGAGGGCGCCACGCCGGCGGGCCGCGGCCGGAACUUCUUCAGGGGCGUGUACAAGUACAAGCACAUGGCCGCGCCGUACUCGGUGAUCAAGUUCCAGGGCAAGCAGUGCUUCCUGGGGUGCUACCGGACGUGCGAGAUGGCCGCCCACGCCUGGGACGUCGCUUCGCUGAAGCGCACGAUGGAGAUGGGCCGCUCGCUGUCCAGCGCCAAGCUCAACUUCCCGUUGGCGUACUACAUGACCAGCGAGGGGCUCAUGACGACGCUGGUGCAGUCCAGCUUCGAGACGGUCAUGCACCAGCUGAGGACCGCCAGCGACACGGGAAGGAACGCGGGGAUGGAAGACCUGAUGAAGAUCAAGUCGGGCGGCUCCCUGUGGCGCAAGAACCGCAAGCCCGGCGCCGCGGAGGGCCUGGAUCAGCCUGAGAGGCGCGACUCGGCGGACGCGGAGGCCGACGCCUGGCCGGUGCCCUACCUGGAGGACGGCGGGGGUGGCGGCGGGGCGCAGGACGGCCAGGACUGCAAGCCAGAGUCCGAUGAGCAGCAGACCGUUGGGGAGCUGUACACGCGGCCCGUGAAGCAGCUGCGGACGCUGCACACCGGCACGCGCGCGGCGCAGAACAGCUGGAUAAAGCGGAUCCGGGACGACCAGAAGUUCAAGGGGGUGUAUUUCUCCAGGGAUGGGGUGCCGUACUCGAAGGUGGAGCUGGAGGGGAAGUACCACUACCUGGGGCGGUUCGAGACGAUGGAGGAGGCGGCGAGGGCUUACGACCUGGCGACCCUGAAGAGGGCGAUGCUGCACAACCAGAAUGCCGUUUCCCUCAACUUCCCUUUGGAAGACUACACGGAGGACGAGGAGCUGAUGCAGUUCUUGAAGACGGCCAACUGCGACGAGGUGGCGUCUUUCGUGCGAUCUCUGGCUGGCAACAAGCGCACCGCCAAGCCGGACGCCAUGCCAAAGGUUGGCCACAGAAGACAGAGGUCGGGUGAGGUGACGGGGACGGCCGUGAUGGGAAGGCGCUGCUUCCUGAAGCCCGGGCUGGACCAACAGGCCAGCCAGCCAGGAUGGCUGAAGGCUGAGGAGGCCGAGGGCGCGCUGCACGGUACGGCACACGACUUGCUGGGUUUGAGCGAGGCUGCACAGCAGGCAGAUGAACAUCAGCCUGAUGCGGAUGGCGGCGCCUCUGAGGCGGAGCAGACUGGCCUGGUGCAGGGUGCGAUCAGCAGUGAGCCCGAUGGGACUCUCCAGCGAAUCGCAGCCAUCAGGCAGCGAAUGAUGGACGGUCAGGGCAUGGGCAAGGGAAUGGCUAAGGCACGGAUGUUGGUUGUGAACAAGAAAAUGUGCGACCAGAAGCUGGCAAGCAGGAUCCUGGGGGUGCACGGAUGGACCCAGGUGUCGCAAUGUGCCUUUGCUGUCCUUGUGACAGCCCACUGCGGGCCCAACUCGCAGUCCAUGAAAACUCUUCCAGCGGCCAUGGCUGACUGGCUGGAGAACAACAAUGCUAAGGACCAGAUACUUGAACUGAUGGACACCACCGGCAAGCAGCAGUACCAUGUGACCUGCACCAGGAGUAAUGGUGUUUGCCAAUUGACUGCUGGGUGGAGCAAUUUUGUGCAAGAGGUGAAUCUGGAGCUGGAUGACGUGCUGCUGCUUGUACGAGGGGACUGUCCCUGGAAGCUGCAGUAUGGCGUCUUUCACAUGCCAGACGUCGUUGAGGAUUUAACACCGCAAAAGCUGACUGAAGGGAAGGGCACGCCGAGUCAAGGUGCCAAUGGGCAGCUGCCCGGCCACCCGGUGGCUGCACGUGCGCUCGCCCUUUCUCAGCAUUCUGGCCAGCAGCAGAUGAGUGUGCAAUCCAUGCAUAUCGUCAACAGACUUGCCGAUGGAAGGGUGAUUGUACGAAUGCCUAUGAAGGGAGGAGGAAGCAAAACAUACAUGGUCAUCUCACACCCUCACAGGCCUGGGGGUGGUGCACGUGUAUGUUCCCCUACUGUUGGUAUUCCGGCAGAAGCAGCAGACAGACUGGUUAGAAGGCAGCAUAUUGGCCAGUUUGUCAGUGUCCAGGGAAAUGAGGGACAGAGGAGGCCUGGCAUGGUUGCCGGACAGCAGAAAAGGGUGCAGGAGGCCAGAAGCCCCCUGGCUGUCGGCUCUCCAGCUGUUGUGGGAAAUGGUGUGAAAGCCCCAGCCGUGGCGUCACAGGGCCUCCCCGCUCCUUCGUACGUUGUUGGGGUGCCGACUCAAGUGGGUGGAACUCCUGGACAGGUUCAUUACAUGGCUCAGCAGGCUGCACAGGGCAGACCAGGCCAGAUCCAACAGCGCCCUGGACUGCCUCCCACGGGGCAGCAACGUGCAGGAAGGACGGAGUCCAGUCCGCCUGCGGCUGAGGUGAUCGACCUGACUGAGACGCCCACACCUCAGGCGCAGGGAAAGCCAGGCAUGAGGUUCACGAUCCCACCAGGGGUGAAACUUGCAGAUAACUGUGUACUGGUCCGUGACAACAGAGGUCAGGUGAGGAUGCUUCCUCGCCUGCCUGACAGUAACAUGGCUGUUGCAAACGGCCGAAUUGUUGGGAGGGUGGAUGGGCAGGGCCGCACUGUGCUGACGGCAGGAGCGCCUACCACCACCAUGGGCCCGGUGUUCAUGGCACAAGAACUGCAGCCUGGACAGGUGAGGCUGCCUCAAGGUGUCGGGCAGCAGGGCCGGCAGGGUGGCGUGCUCAGGCUGGCAUCCGACUCUCAUGGGAACCCUGUCGUUUUCCAAGCAGUGGGCAGCAAGCGUGUACGGGUGGGCGCCCCCGACCAGGGGUUGCGUGCUAGGCGCACAAAGAGCGGGCCUGUUCGAAAUGGCUCCUUUCAAGCCGAGGGCCAGUUGCAGGAUGCUGCGCAGCUUGAUGACGACAACCUGGACGUCAUGGAAUGCAGCAGGGUGGGCGGUUGUGGCACCGACGGCGAGCGGGUGGCUAUCGCUGACACUGACCAGCAAACCCCUUGCACUGCGAACAACAGCUGUUUCAACCGAGGCUCGCAAUCCACGUCCAACGUGCAGCCAAGGAACCACGAGCGUGUCAGCUGCUCUGCAGACAGACCUCAGAAAGAGGAUGGAGCAGCGUCCAAUUCUGAGGGCUCUGGGGAUGGGCUCGAGCUGUCGGCCUUGUACUCAAAGCUGCUGAAGAUCUUGAAAGGCUGUGGUGAGUUGAGCAAUGACCUGGUGCAGAGGUACAAAUGGGUCUUUGUCAACCAACUGAACAAGGGCCAGCAGAAGUUGCACGUGAUGGAGUUGUCAGAGCUGAGUGCAGAGGGAAAGAGUCAUGAGAUAGCGGCUUGGGUGGAAAACACGUUGACGAACGGGCAGCGAUGA